Messenger RNA from Zerene cesonia (dogface butterfly), 1518 nucleotides. Its product is annotated as catalase-like. The record is from RefSeq and is a predicted model, not a curated record. Gene Ontology annotation, cellular component: peroxisome; mitochondrion; cytoplasm. The transcript is spliced from 2 exons. Bases 1 to 1518 code for a protein of 505 amino acids. Lineage: Eukaryota; Metazoa; Arthropoda; Insecta; Lepidoptera; Pieridae. Gene Ontology annotation, molecular function: heme binding; catalase activity. Gene Ontology annotation, biological process: response to hydrogen peroxide; hydrogen peroxide catabolic process.
AUGUUAAUCGUUUUAUUAAUUCCCAUAACAGCUUUACAACAGGAUCCUCUGGACCAAAUAUUAUCAUUUAAUGAAAAAACUGCAGGACCUAUUGGCAUUAUGACAACAAGUAAUGGUGCACCAGUGAGUUAUAGAGACGCAUCAGGUACUUUAAACACGAGAUUGUUGUAUAAUGAAUAUUUCAUGGAUUCGAUAACCCACCUCUCUCGCGAGCGUAUACCUGAAAGAUUCGUACACGCAAAGGCUGGAGGGGCAUUUGGAUAUUUUAUAGUAACUCACGAUAUAACUCACAUUUGUAAAGCCAAGCUUUUCAGUACAAUCGGCAAGAUAACACCGAUAGCGGCAAGAUUUUCAUCAAUCAUUGUGGAGAGAGGUGGUAGUGAUACUUCCAGGGACGCACGCGGAUUCGCGGUUAAAUUCUACACAGAAGAAGGAAAUUUCGAUAUAGUUGGUUUAAACACUCCAAUGUUUGUCAUUAAAGAUCCUCUAUUUUUUACUACAUUCGUUCAUGCUGUGAAAAAAAAUCCCACUACAAAUUUAUUUGAUGCAAAUGUUUUGUGGGAUUUUUUAACUCUUCGUCCAGAAAGCUGGCAUAUAUUCUUAUGGAUAUUUAGUGAUAGGGGAAUUCCUGAUGGAUAUCGUCAUAUGCCUGGUUUUGGUAUACAUACAUUCCAAGUAGUGAAUGAAGGUGGUGAAAAUUAUUUUGUUAGGUUCCACUUUCUACCGAAUAAGGGUAUCAAAAAUUUAAGUGCAGAGGAAGCUAGAAAUAUUGGUGCUGAAGAUGCUGAUUAUAACACACGCGAUUUAUAUAAAUCUAUUUCGAAUGGUGACUUUCCAGCUUGGAAUUUAUCGGUACAGAUAUUAUCCCUAGAAGAUGUAAAAAAUGCAAAUUUCGACGUUUUUGAUGUAACUAAAAUUCUCCCUUUACACACAUAUCCUUUACAUCCCGUUGGACAAGUCGUAUUAAAUAGGAACCCGGUUAAUUAUUUCGCUGAAAUUGAGCAAUUAGCAUUUAAUCCAGCCAAUCUUGUACCCGGUAUCCUCGGUGGUGUUGAUAAGCUGUUUGAAGCACGACGGUUAUCUUAUAGAGAUGCACAGUACUAUCGCUUAGGUGCAAAUUUUAAUAAAAUCCCUGUAAAUUGUCCACUUCAAAGUAAAUCUUUCACUUACAAUCGUGAUGGAGUACCACCGGUUAAAGCCAAUGGAAAGGACACGCCUAAUUACUUUCCUAAUUCCUUUAAUGGACCAUUUCCUCUUAAAGAUUUCAACAGUUCAGAGCCAAUUAAGAUUAUAGAACAAGUCUCUGAUAAUUUUGGACAAAUAAGAGAGCUUUAUUUAUAUGGUAUGACAGAUGAAGAAAGAGAUAACCUAAUUGAUAAUAUAUUGUAUAGUUUGGGUUCAGCUUCAAAGAUUCUUCAGGACAGAGCUGUCAAUAUUUUUAGUUUUAUACAUUCGGAUUUCGGUAAUCGAAUUGAACAAGGUCUGAUAUCAAAUAUAACAGGCACAUUUUACUUAUAA